This is a messenger RNA of Saccostrea cuccullata (small rock oyster), 1161 nucleotides long. RefSeq names its product N66 matrix protein-like. The coding region runs from base 77 to 1021 and encodes 314 amino acids. The transcript is spliced from 4 exons. Lineage: Eukaryota; Metazoa; Mollusca; Bivalvia; Ostreida; Ostreidae. The record is from RefSeq and is a predicted model, not a curated record.
GUCACAUGAUUGUCAUUAUAAAUAAUUUGUAAAAUCGACUGUUUUAUAGUCAGGGAGAAAUAUAGCAAAGUUUAAGAUGAACAGAAUACUGCUGGGAUUUGUCUUCUUGCUCGCGGUCCAUGGCGUCAACGCUCAGUUCGAAGCUCUUAUUCCAUUAAUUGGCACUUUGGCUGGUGGUCUUUUAAUGGGAUUUGGAGUGAACGAAAUGAACAACAACAGGAAUGCCAUAAACGGUCCCAUCAUGAUGAUGCCGAUGAACGGCGGGGGAUCACCGAGCAUGAUGAUGCCCAUGAGACCAGUAGGACGACCCCAGACGGUGGCCAUGAUAACGCCGCUCGGAUCACCUCAAAUGACAAGUUCGAAUGGAAUGAAUAUGGGGUGGCCAAUGUAUGGAAUGGGAAAUGGGAAUAGCAUGAUGAUGCCAAUGAAUGGAAACAAUGGUAUGUCAUCAAAUGGGAGGAGCAGGAUGUCAAGUGGCAAUGGAAUGAUGAUGAUUAUGACUGGAGAGGGAAUGAUGAGAGGAAAUGUGGGUGGAAAUGAUGCUGUGAUGGUUAGUGAAAGUGCUAUGAGGAAUGGAAAUGGCAUGAUGAUGAAUAGAGGAAAUGGUAGAAUGAUGAACGGUGGAAACGGUGGUAUGAUGAAUGGAGGAAAUGGCGGAGUGAUGAAUGGAAACGGAAUGAUGAUGAGUGGAAAUGGAAUGAUGAUGAACAGAGGAAACGGUGGAAUGAUGAGCAGAAAUCGCGACAUGAUGAAUAGUGGAAUGAUGAAUGAAAACAGGAGAGUAAUGAAUUCAGGAAUGAUGAGGGAAAGUGGCAUGAUGAGUGGAAACAGGAGAAUGAUGAUGAGCAGCGAUGGUAGGAUGAUGUUGAUUGGAAAUGGACGCAUGAUGAUGCAGGAGGGGGAAUCUGACCGAGAUAACGGAGACAGAGAUUCGUCAAGGAGCGGGGUCUUGAUGCCCGUCAGCCGGGUACCUCGCAAUCGAUUACCAGCAUAUUUAAUGAGACGAAGAAGGAUAGUUUGAGCACUUUUUAACAAAAUUCGUCUGCUGAUAUCCAUAAAUCGCACACUCGAGCUUGUGCUGUUCCACCUUCAAUUGCGGGUGCCAGUCAGGGGUCUUGUUUAUAAUUGUGUUACCCAUGAAUAUUUCAGAAGACUUACCUU